Messenger RNA from Apaloderma vittatum (bar-tailed trogon), 599 nucleotides. RefSeq names its product RAB, member of RAS oncogene family-like 3 (gene RABL3). NCBI's taxonomy places the organism in Eukaryota, Metazoa, Chordata, Aves, Trogoniformes, Trogonidae. The annotation marks the transcript as partial. Gene Ontology annotation, cellular component: endomembrane system. The transcript has 6 exons. Gene Ontology annotation, molecular function: GTPase activity. The record is from RefSeq and is a predicted model, not a curated record. Gene Ontology annotation, biological process: intracellular protein transport.
GUGUGGGAAAAUCUUCGCUUGUUCACCUCUUGUGCCAAAACGAGGUGUUGGGAAACCCGUCCUGGACCGUGGGCUGCUCAGUGGAUGUUCGAAUCCACGACUACAAAGAAGGAACUCCAGAAGAGAAGACCUACUACAUUGAACUGUGGGAUGUCGGAGGUUCGGUGGGUAGUGCCACUAGCGUGAAAAGCACACGAGCAGUGUUUUAUAACUUGCUGAACGGGAUAAUUUUGGUGCAUGACUUAACCAAUAAGAAAUCAUCUCAGAAUUUAUAUCGCUGGUCUUUGGAAGCACUCAACAGAGAUGUCACUCCAACAGGAGUUCUUGUUACAAAUGGUGACUAUGACCGUGAACAGUUUGCUGAUAACCAGAUUCCACUGCUGGUAAUAGGAACUAAGUUGGAUCAGAUCCCAGAAGCUAAGCGAAAUGAAGUUUUGACCAGAACAGCUUUCUUGGCUGAGGAUUUCAAUGCUGAAGAGAUAAAUUUGGAUUGCACCAAUCCUCGUUACCUGGCUGCAGGUUCAUCCAAUGCUGUCAAACUAAGCAGGUUUUUUGAUAAGGUCAUAGAGAAGAGAUACUUCUUAAGAGAUGGCAAUCAG